UUUAAUAUUCCCCUUUCCGCGCAAUUUUAUCCAUUAAUUUUCUCUCUCUCAUCGUCAAUAAAUGCGGCUCUUAAUUCGGGGCUCCAAAUUCCUCCCGCUAAAACUAGCAAGGAUCAGAGAGCUCAUCCAAAUUUAGUAAAGUACCAUUUUUUUAUCUCAUUUUUUCUAGGGUUUCUGCAAUUUGAAAAUCCCAUUGAUUCAGUCGUUACCAGGUCCCUUCUAGCCUCUGGUUCCAUUGGAGAGGUAGCAUGAGAAUCGAUCAGCCAGGGCUGGUCGGCCUCUGCAAUUCCGUUUCGUUGCUUUCUGGAAGGCAAGGGGUUUCUGGAAUCUUGGCUUUUCAGAGAAAACAGGGUUAUGAGACUGCUUUUUGUAAUAUCGAAAGAUUGACUGUAGGUUAUGAUGUCGGACAUACCAGCUCGAACCGGGCGACAUCGGCAACUGUAUGGUAAAGAUGGAUUUCGCCUUGUUGCUGGGUGUAUUCCAUACAGGUUAAUAGAUCUGGUUGAUGACCAUAUUGGAAGUGUAGUUGAUAGAUUGGAAGUGCUCAUGAUAUCUUCACCAAAUCGUCAUGACCUGGUGUUCCCAAAGGGUGGCUGGGAAGAUGAUGAGUCUGUAGAAGAUGCGGCACUUCGGGAAGCAUUAGAGGAAGCUGGAAUUAGAGGAACCAUUUAUAAAGAACCACUAGGAGAGUGGGAAUUUAGGAGUAAAAGCAAAGAGAAGUGUUGUGGGCUUGAAGGAUUUUGCAGAGGUUACAUGUACGCAAUGAAGGUAACUGAGGUGCUGGAGUCCUGGCCAGAACAGGCUGACCGUGAAAGAAAAUGGCUAACCAUUAGGAACGCAUACCCACUGUGCCGCUAUCCUUGGAUGUGUGAAGCUCUCAAAAAGUUUGAAAUUGUUAUGUCAAGAGAUGAUGAGCUUCAGUUGGAAUGGGGGGCAUCAUCACCAUCGCUGUCAACAUUAUCAUCAUCGGUUGUGGCAUCGCAACCGGUUUCAGAGACACCAGAGCUCCCCAUCAUACCGCCAAGCUGCUUUUCAAGGCCCCCUGAAGCCAAGGCCUCAACAAAUCCUGUAAAUGCAUUAUGCUAGGACUCUCUCUCUCUCUCUCUCUCUCGAUGCAUAAGCACGUGUUCUUUAGGAUUUGAACCAGGUCUGUUGAUUAUGAAUGCUAACUUCUGUAUUGGUUUUCCUUUGUCAAAUCAUCCGUCGAUCCCUUGUUUUGCACAAAGCUCAACAUUGUAAAUGGUGCUCCAGCGCAUGAACUUUAAAGAAAGUGGAGAAACAGUUUACUCUCGCUUUUUUCUUGAGUAAGAUUUUUUGGAUUUGGGGCAUGAUGAAAAAUUUGUAUUUGAA
Amborella trichopoda is the source of this 1350-nucleotide messenger RNA. Its product is annotated as nudix hydrolase 13, mitochondrial. Gene Ontology annotation, cellular component: cytoplasm; nucleus. Gene Ontology annotation, molecular function: pyrophosphatase activity. The record is from RefSeq and is a predicted model, not a curated record. Lineage: Eukaryota; Viridiplantae; Streptophyta; Magnoliopsida; Amborellales; Amborellaceae.